Messenger RNA from Octodon degus (degu), 4467 nucleotides. It is a transcript of the gene Tcof1, whose product is annotated as treacle ribosome biogenesis factor 1. The transcript is spliced from 24 exons. The coding region runs from base 25 to 4428 and encodes 1467 amino acids. Gene Ontology annotation, molecular function: protein binding. The record is from RefSeq and is a predicted model, not a curated record. NCBI's taxonomy places the organism in Eukaryota, Metazoa, Chordata, Mammalia, Rodentia, Octodontidae.
GCCGGUGGGCCGGGGGUCGUGAUCAUGGCAGAGGCCAGAAAGCGGCGGGAGCUGCUUCCCCUGAUCUACCAGCAUCUGCUGCACGCAGGCUACGUGCGCGCGGCGCGGGAAGUAAAGGAGCAGAGCGGCCAGAAGAGUUUCCUGGCUCAGCCUUUCACCCUUCUGGACAUCUAUACACACUGGCAACAAACCUCAGAAGUUGGCCAGAAGCGGAAGGCAGAAGAUGAUGCAGCGCUGCAAGCCAAGAAGACCCGAGUGUCAGACCCAAUCAGCAGCUCGGAGAGCUCCGAAGAGGAGGAGGAGGAGAAGCAAGAGACAAAAGCCAAAACUGCUAAAGCUGCCACAAGACCAGCAUCUACCAACUCCUCAGCCAUGGGGGUGGAUUUGCCAUCAAGCCUGAAAGAAAAGGCCAAGGCAAAGACCAGGAAUGCCAGCAAGACAGUGAACUCUGUACCACACCUUGCCUCGGGAAAGUCACCCAAAAAGUCAGCAGGGCCCUCAGGAAGUAUCAUCUUGGUCUCAGAAACUGAAGAAGAGGGCAGCAUCCGGGCUGUUGGAACCACAGCCAAGCCUGGGACCAUGUCAGCAGGCCAGGCCGACCACUCCAGCAAGGAUACCUCCAGCUCCAGCGAUGAAACAGAUGUGGAGGUGAAGGCAUCUGAGAAAAUCCUCCAGGGGAGAGCUGCCUUAGCCUGUGCCAAGGGGACCCCUGGGAAAGAGGUCAUACCAGUACCCCCCAGGAAAGGAACUGCAUGUGCACUCCCUGUGAAGGCAGGGCCCAUAACCGAGCAAGCCAAGCUGAGGAGGCCCGAGCAGGACUCAGAGAACAGCAGCGAAGAGGAAUCUGACAGUGAGGUGGAAACACCCGUGGCUGUGCCAGUGCUUCAGGCAAAUCCCAAAGGAAAGACCCCUCAGGUCAGAACUGCCCCAGCCCUCGCCAAGCAGUCCUCCAGGAAGGGCACCCCUCCAGCACUCCCUGGGAAGACAGGGCCUGCAGCCACCCAGGCCCAGGUAGGGAAGCAGGAGGAGGACUCAGACAGCAGCAGCAGCAGCGAGGAGUCAGACAGUGAUGGGGAGACACCAGCACCCCGGACACCAAACACAAACCCCACCCAGCUGAAGCCCUUGGAAAAGACUCCUCAGGUCAGAGCUGCCUCAGCCCCUGCCAAGGAGUCCCCCAGGAAAGGCACCUCUCCAGCACCCCCUGGGAAGACGGGGCCUGUAGCCACCCAGGCCCACAUGGAGAAGCAGGAGGAGGACUCAGACAGCAGUGAGGAGUUGGACAGUGACGGGGAGACACCAGCACCCCGGGUCCCAACCACAAACCCCACAAAGGCAAAGCCCUUGGGGAAGAACCUCCAGGUCAGACCUGCCUCAGGUCCCACCCAGGGGCCACUGGGGAAAAAAGCUGCCCCUAAACCACCUCACAAGGCAGCACCUGUGGCCAUUCAGGUCAGUGCUGAAAGGUCCCAGGAAGACUCAGACAGCAGCGAGGAAUCAUCUGACAGUGGGGAGGAGACACCAGCAGCUGUGACUACAGCUCAGGCAAAACCAGGUCUGAAAAUGCCUCAGACCAAGGCUUCCCUCAGAAAAGGCACCCUCCUCACCCCCACAUCUGCCAAGGGCCCCCCAGCGCGAGUGGGCACCCCAGCCCCCUGGAAAGUAGGUACAGUGAUUUCUACAAGAGACUCAGCUGUGCCUCAGGGCACCCAAAGGCCAGAGAGUGAUUCUUCAAGCAGUGAGAAGGAAUCAGAGGGUGAAGAGACCAUGCCUGUAGCAGCAGUGGCACAGACAAAGUCUCUGGGGAAAGGCCUACAACAGCAAGCUGCCUCAGCACCCACCAAGGGGCCCUCAGGGCAAGGGGCCACCCCAGUUCCUCCUGGGAAGACAAGGCCCACUGUUGCACAUGUUGGAGCUGAGGCUCCUGAAAGGUCUGAGAGCAGUGAGGAGGACUCUGACGACAGUGAGGCAGCAGCAGUCCUGACCCCAUCACAGGUGAAAGCCUCAGGCAAAACCCCUCAGGCCAAAGCCAGCCUAGCUUUCACCAAAGCAUCUACAGUCAAAGGGGCAGCGUCAACUCCUGGGAAACUGGUCACUCCAGUUGCUAAAGGCAAACCAGGGCCCAUGGCCAAGGGGAAGCCGCCAGUGAGAGCCCUCCAGAACAGUGCCAUCUCAGCAAAGGGCCAGGCAUCUGUGCCAGCUGUGGAGAAAGCAGUGACUGCAGCAGCCCAUGCUGAGAAGGACUCAGAGAGCAGUGAUGAGUCCUCCGAGAGUAAGGAGGAGGUGCCAACCCAGGCUUUCUCCUCACUCUCCCUCAAGGCAAAGCCCACAGGGAAGACCUCUCAGGUCAGAACUGCCCCAGCCCUCACCAAGCAGUCCCCCAGGAAGGGCACCCCUCCAGCACUCCCUGGGAAGACAGGGCCUGCAGCCACCCAGGCCCAGGUAGGGAAGCAGGAGGAGGACUCAGACAGCAGCAGCAGCAGCGAGGAGUCAGACAGUGAUGGGGAGACACCAGCACCCCGGACACCAAACACAAACCCCACCCAGCUGAAGCCCUUGGAAAAGACUCCUCAGGUCAGAGCUGCCUCAGCCCCUGCCAAGGAGUCCCCCAGGAAAGGCACCUCUCCAGCACCCCCUCGGAAGACGGGGCCUGUAGCCACCCAGGCCCACAUGGAGAAGCAGGAGGAAGACUCAGAUAGCAGCAGCAGCGAGGAGUCAGACAGUGACGAGGAGAUGCUGACAGCAGGGACUGCAACCCAGAAGAAUAUUACCUCAAAAAUUGCUAAGAGCAACGCCCUAACCCCAGUUCCCCCAGAGAAGAACCCCAAAGGAUCCUCGGAGAGCAGUGAUGAAGAGCUGCCCUCCAGCCAGGUGAUUAAACCCCCUCUGAUUUUUGUCGACCCUAAUCGUAGUCCAGCUGGCCCGGCUGUGACCCCCGCACAAGUGCAGGCUGCAGGUACCCCAAGGAAGGCCCGGGCCUCCAGCAGCAGUGCUGGGAGCUCCUGCUCUGAGAGCGAGGAUGAGGACGUGAUCCCUGCCACACAGUCCUGCACACCUGCUGUUAAAACAGAUGUGACUGUGCCCGCUGCCCCCACAAGGACAGCCGCCAGAGCCAGCACCAGUAAGGAGUCCACCCGGGCAUCAGAAGGCAAGAAACAGGAAGCAGCAGUCUCUCAGGUGACAAGGAAGAACCCAGCUUCCCUUCCACUGACUCAGGCUACCCUGAAGGUCCUGGCUCAGAAAGCUGGUGAGGCUCAGCUUUCAAGUGAGGCUGGCAGUGCUACAGGAACGCUACCUGUGACACGUCCCCAGAACACCCCUGUCCAGACCAGAGUGGCCAACACACUCAAACAAGGCAAGCCCCCUGAAGACCAGCAGAAUACAGCCACUUCUUCGGGCCACCUUAAAGCCAAAGCCCCUAGAAGCUCAGAUGACAGUGAGGACAGCAGUGACAACUCUUCAGGGAGUGAGGAGGAUGCUAAGGGACCUCAGAUGGCCAAGUCAGCCUCCAAGCUGGCAGGUCCGCCCCUCUCCAAGAGGGAGACCUUGGUGGAGGAGACCACAGCAGAGUCCAGCGAGGAUGAGGUGGUGGCACCCUCUCAGUCUCUCCUCUCAGGUUAUGUGACCCCUGGGCUGGCCUCGGCCAAUAACCAGGCUUCAAAAACUACUGCCAGGCAAGAAUCAAAUUCUGGAGUUUCCUCUGUUCCACCCACCAAAGACGGCCCAGCCAGCAAGCAAGCAGCAGACUCGAAGCACACAGGAGGCACCGCGUCCCUUAAACCAGGUGGGAAAGAGCCUGCCUCAGGCCCCACACCUCAGAAGCCCCGGAAGCCCAAGAAGAAGGCCGUGAGCAUUGAAGCCUCCCUGCAGGCGCUGCAGAGCAGCAUCACUGAGCGCCUCCUGGGCCAAUCCCAGCCCCUGAAUGAGGCACAGGUCCAGGCCUCAGUGCUAAAGGUCCUAACUGAGCUGCUGGGGCAGGAAAGGCAGAAAGCCACAGAUACCACCAGGGAGAGCAGCAAGAAGGGCCGGAAGCGGAAGCUGUCGGGAGACCAAGUGGCCUCCAGGGCUCCCAAGGGCAAGAAGAAGAAGCAGCUGGCCUCGAGGGAAGGCAAGGAGGGUGCUGCUUCCUCUGAAAAGGCCUCAAGGACUUCUAAGGGGAAAUCAAAGAGAGACAAAGCAAGUGGUGACAUCAAGGAGAAGGGUUCUCCUGGCUCCGGAGGGGCCAAGGUCAAGCCUGAAGGGGCACUUCUGAAGGUAGAAAGUGGAGAUCAGAAUGACCCAAAGAGCAAGAAAGAGAAGAAGAAAUCCAGUAAGAGUAAGUGUCCUCACUUCCCCAGGCCCACAGUGAGAAUGUUGGGCCACAUGGGUGGCAGGGAUCCUCAGCCUCCUAGGCUUAUUCCUCCUUACUGUGGAGCAUGGGAGAAGUAGAUUCCAGAAUGCUCGAACCACACCAUGGCCUCUCCCAGA